AUGUCUUCUACCCUCCGAGUCCCUGUGAAACCAGCAGUCGCUGUCUAUUGUGGCUCGUCGACGGGCAGAUAUCUUGCGUUUACAGCGGCUGCAGCCAGCGUGGGGCGUGCUCUGGCUAUUGAUGGCCGCUUGCUUGUGUAUGGCGGAGGAUCGAAGGGGAUCAUGGGUGUAGUUUCUGGUGCCGUUCUGGGACAAGGAGGAGAGGUGAUUGGUGUCAUUCCAAAGGCCAUGCUUAUUGGAGGUGGCGAGGGCGACAAGGGGGACAAUCCUCUAUGUGUCGACUUGAAUGAAGUUGGCCGGGGGAAGAUUGUUGUUGAAUCGAUGCAUGAGCGCAAGGUAGAAAUGGCCAAACGUGUGGAGGGCUUCAUCGGCCUUCCUGGAGGGUUUGGAACUUUCGAAGAGGUUCUCGAAGUAACCACCUGGUCUCAGCUCGGGAUUCAUGAUAAACCUGUCGUGCUCCUGAAUGUCCUCUCGUUUUGGGAGCCACUUCGAGUCCUCAUCAAAAGUAGCAUAGAUGCCGGGUUCAUUCGACCUGCAAGCGAAUCACUGGUGCUUUUCGUCGACGGUCCAGCAGCUCCAGAAGAUCAUGAAUCCUUUGAUUGGGGCAAAGCAGCGCUUGAUGCUCUCAAGGCUUGGAAAGGUCGGCAGUCCAAGCCGCUGUUCGACUGGUCGAAGAAAGAUGAGCAUGAAUCAUCCUAUGCCCGGACAUGA
Molecule: messenger RNA, 711 nt
Organism: Cyclocybe aegerita
Lineage: Eukaryota; Fungi; Basidiomycota; Agaricomycetes; Agaricales; Hemipholiotaceae
Source: the annotation of a GenBank genome assembly